Amorphotheca resinae ATCC 22711 is the source of this 471-nucleotide messenger RNA. RefSeq lists its product as hypothetical. The coding region runs from base 1 to 471 and encodes 156 amino acids. The record is from RefSeq and is a predicted model, not a curated record. Lineage: Eukaryota; Fungi; Ascomycota; Leotiomycetes; Helotiales; Amorphothecaceae. The transcript has 3 exons.
AUGUUUGCCAGACCGUUCUUAUCAUCGGCAUUGCGACAAGCUGCUCGCCCAGCUCCAGCUUUCGCCUCCAAAUCCUCCUUUAGAAUUUCACCGAUAGCCGCGCGGUUCCUAUCCGCCGAAACACGACAAGCAAUCGACAAAGCCGUCGCAUCUGCGCCCGUAGUGUUAUUCAUGAAGGGCACGCCGGAGACACCACAAUGCGGCUUCUCGAGAGCUAGUAUCCAGAUCCUGGGACUGCAGGGUGUCGACCCCGCGAAGUUUACAGCGUUCAACGUGCUGGAGGAUGAUGAGUUGAGGCAGGGAAUUAAGGAAUACUCGGAAUGGCCCACCAUCCCGCAGCUUUACAUUGACAAGGAGUUUGUUGGAGGAUGUGAUAUCUUGGUGGCAAUGCAUCAGAACGGGGAACUUGCGAAGAUGUUGGAGGAGAAGAAAGUCCUUCUGCCUGCUGAGAGUGAGGGGUCAAAAGAGUAA